AUGGUGGUGGUUAAGGUGCAAGGAGCGGCGAGGGGAUUUGUGCCUCCAAAAGGUGCUACGAAGCGAAAAGCCAUCGUCGUCACUAGCGAUGAUUCGCCCACUCCUCCAGUCGUUUUUUCAUAUAGGCAUCUUCUUCGUCCUUUCAAGAAUCCAAACUUGAUGAAGAACGCCAACCGCCGGACAAAGAACCUGAAGGUGGUCCUUGUCCAGGAGCGUGAGCGUGAACGAGUGGAAAGGGAACGAAGAUUGGAGAAAGAGGACAAUAUGGAUGUCGAUGGAGAGCCAGGCGAGAGCACGCCCGACGAAGAAACAUCAGCAAAAAUCGAGCCCUCAGAUACUGUUUGGCAAUGCAGCGCUCGACUGUUGCCGAUGAAGUGGAAUAUACAGUACGAGACGCUAUCCCUGGAACUGCAUUACACGCAUUGA
Molecule: messenger RNA, 426 nt
Organism: Fibroporia radiculosa
Lineage: Eukaryota; Fungi; Basidiomycota; Agaricomycetes; Polyporales; Fibroporiaceae
Exons: 3
Coding region: 1-426 (141 amino acids)
Source: RefSeq, a predicted model, not a curated record